This is a messenger RNA of Closterium sp. Naga37s-1, 3213 nucleotides long. The record is from the annotation of a GenBank genome assembly. Lineage: Eukaryota; Viridiplantae; Streptophyta; Zygnematophyceae; Desmidiales; Closteriaceae.
AUGUGGCGCCAGCGCCACCCGCGGAGGGUGGACUCGCCGCCACGUGGCAAUCCCGAUGGGGGCGUCAAGGACCACCAGCGCUCCACGUCAGCUGCGGGUGAAUCGCAAGCGACAGCCACGGGAGUUUACAAACGGCCAGCCUUCUUCUUGCCUCGUAUCGCGGUCUCUCUCGUUAUAGUCGUCCUCGUUUGCGUCGCACUGAGCGCCCAUUCUGCGUUCUCGUCGCAAGUCAUCCAGCCCAUCUGCCACCGCCUCUCCGCGCCAUCCGGACCGCACGUAUCAGCUGUCUCCGACGCUCUCGAUUCGCGACCGUUCGCCAUGGCCGCUGGCAGCGGCAGCGGCAGCACCACCGAAGGGCACGACCGACGAGCUUCGGUGGAUCGCUCCGCGCGCGACGCGUCGCGGCUGCACGUGCGGCUCAUCGUGCUCACGUUCGACCGCGCGGCGAGCCUGUCUCGUUGCCUGCAAUCAUUGCGGGCGGCAGACUACGGCGGCGAUGACGUGUCACUGGACAUCCACGUGGACCACCCGUUCUCGGGCGUGCAGCUGAACGACCCGCUCCAGGUCACAGACCGCUUGGACAGCCGCGCGUGGGGCGCGGGCGGGCAGGCGGAAGGGCGCGUUUUGGGGGCGGGAGAGCAGGCGGACGACCCGCUGCAGGCUGACUCCACAGCGGAGGGGGGUCUGGCGGGAGGCGGGGCGCGGAGCCGUGGGUUUGAGGCGAAUCCGCAGCUGGUUGGCGGCAGGAAGCGCGGAUUUGCGCCUCCCGGCGUGGUGGGUCUGGGGCGCAGCUCGUUUGGCGUGGAGGAGGCGGGGGACCUGUCCAACUGGCGCCACCGGGGGCGGCUGUGGGCGCAGAGGGCGCAGAGGGCGAGGGGGCAGGCGCAGGGGCGGCGGCGGCUGGGGGAGGUGCGUCCUGUGGUUGGUGCGGUGCAGAGGCGGGGGGCAGGGGAGGUGACAUCGAAGCGUCGAAAGUUCCGAUCGGUGGUGGCGGUGGCGGACUCGUUCACAUGGCAGCACGGCCACAAGCAGGUACACGUGCGCAGCAUGAACGGCGGGGUGCAGGUGCAGUGGAUGGAGGCGUGGUGGCCCAGCGGCAGCAACGAGUUUGCGUUUGUGCUCGAGGACGACGUGGCCGUCUCACCGCUCUUCUACUGCUACCUCAAGCGCAUGCUGCACCGCUACUACUACAACCAUACCGAGUACGACUCUAACGUGUACGGCAUCUCCCUGCAGCGCCAGCGCCUCGUGCCCGGCCAGCCGGCGCCGCCCAUCGCGCACACGGGGCGGCCAUUCUUGUACUCGUUAGUGGGCACGUGGGGGCAGCUGCUGCUGCCGGCGCCGUGGCGGGCGUUCCGCGUGUGGUACGACGCACAGCGGUACACGCCGGGGCGAGAGCCCGUCAUUCGAGGGCUCAAGACCACGGGCUUCUGGAAGGGAAGGGGCAACGGCAUCUGGACGCCGUGGAUCGUGCGGUGGGCGCACACCUCCGCCGCGCUCAACCUCUACGCGUCGCUGCCUGCAGGGCUGGCGCUGAGUGUGAGCCAUCGCGAGCAGGGGGAGAGCUUCAAGCGCUCCAAGGGCGCUGAUGCCACUCUGCUCAUGCCGGAACACCUCACUGCUUCAGCAAAUAUCGGUGCAGUGGAGCCGGUGAAUGCAGCAGAACACAUGAUGGAGCACCUGAGCGCAGCAGAGCAGGUGGGUGCAGCAGAGCAGGUGCCAUGGUGGUGGGCGCAGCUGCCCCCUCUAGCCUCGCUGCCGCGUUUUGACUUCUGCCUGCGCCCGCUGCCCUGGGUGGGGCGAGGGGGCACUGCGUGGGCGUGGCAAGGGGAGGGCAGGGGGGAGGGGGGCGAGCCGCAAGGCGGUGGGGAGGUUGGGGUUGAGCGGCACAGCGGUGGGGGAGGAGGAGAGGCGGAGGCAGGGGGUGCUGACGAAGCGGCUCUAGAGGGCACAGACGAGGGUCAUGCAGGAGCUGAGUCAGACGGCGGUGAUGCUGAGUCAGCAGGAGCAGCAGGGGUGGCGGGUGGGACGUAUGCAUCCAUGGUGACGCGCGAUGAGGAGCUGUUGCGGGCGGUGCAGAGUGCAAGAGGGGUGACGUCCUUUGCGCUGCUCCUCCUGCCCGACCACCAACACUCUCCCGCGUCACCCCAGCAGCAGCACGCCCACGCACACCCCUGGGCGGCCUCCCUGCUGCGCGCCACAGACAGCCCCGCCCCGCCCGCAUGGCAGCAGCUGGCACGCAACUGGGCAUGCCACAUGGACGGGCUGGGCCUGUCGCACUGGGCCAUGCUCACCUCCUGCCCCUCCCUCGCCCUGCACCUCGCCACGCGCGGCCACCUCGUCUCCCUCCUCCCCUCUUCGCCCUCCCCUCCUUCCUCUGACCCCCCCCCUCCCCCUCCACCCACCCUGAUCCCGUCCCCCGCGCACUUGCGCACGGCCGUGCAGCUGUCAACCCGCCUGCGCGUGCCGGUGCUGCUGGCCUCCCCUGCCGUCACGUGGCGCGGCGACCCCUUCCUCUGCCUCGCGCCCCGCCUGCUGCACCCGCCCCACAGCCAUGGGCAGCAGGGGGGGCAGCAGGGGCAGUGGCAGUGGGGUGGGUCUAGUCCGCAUGAGCAGGGGGCGACGGGGGAAGAGGUGGCCACGGGCCAGCAGCAAGAGACACAGGGACAGGCGUGGCAGCGGGCGGGUGUGGCAGUGGGGGUGGGCGACUCGCCUCUGUCAGACGUCUUCCUCCUGCCGCCCUCCCCCGCUGCCCACUCCGCCCUGCACUCCCUGCUCGGCCACCUGCUCUGGGGCACCCCCACCAACAGCAGUGACGGUGGCAGCAGCGACAGUGGUUUCAGCGCAGGCAAGAGCAGUGGGCAGGAGGAAUCAAGGUCAAGGUCAUGGGAGGCGCUGCGAGCAGCAUGGCUGGACCAAGGCAGCAGUGCCGCCCGGUGGGCUGCACUGGAGGAAGCAGUGAAGAAGCUUCGUGUGGGCGUGACUGUAUGGAGGGUGGGGCUGCCGUGCUACAUGGCGCCAUCAGGGGUGAACUCCUCGUUUGAGUCACAGGGCGUGCAGCAGGGGGCGUGGAUGGUGGUGGGGGGGAGGGGGGGAACGGCAGAGGAGGCAGUGGUGGGGAUGAAGGGGGCGGGGUUGUGGGAGCUGGAUUCGGUGGAUUAUGUGUGUAAGAGUGUAGUGUGCUUGCGCUCAAAUAAUCUUGUAACAGCUUAA